CAGUGUUGCUGCUGCCUCACUGGGACAAGAUCCAGCGUGCAGCAGCGGCAGCUCUCCAACCAGCUCUGAGCCCCGAAAAACAAAGCAGGAGGGAGCACAGGGUGUGGGCCAGCAACCUCUGUGUCCUGGACUGGUCAUCGUGACUGGUCAGGCCAGUCUGCCCUGCUGGGCCUGAGGCACAGCCGUGCCUGUGAGCUGCCUCCUGAAGCUGCCCCUUCGCCCCUCUCAGGCAGGUGCACCUGCAGUUGGUUUCUCCUCUGGUGCACAUCCUAAUUUGCUGUUCCGCUUUCUCUUGCGUGUGAAAGUGACCACCAGACUCAACCUUAAAGAAGGAACUGCCACGAAAGGUCUUGCAUAUGCGACCUCGGGAUGAUUCAGAGUAGCUGAAUCAGUCGCUGAAGAAGCCUUCAUGCUAGACAAGCUGGCUUCCUCAGGCCACACUAGAGUGAGAAGAUGUUGCUGAGCCUGACCCUGCUGCUGACAUGGCUGGAGCGAUGCAGCGGGGCUGCUGGGGUGUUCAUGGAGCCUCAGCUCCAAGCUAGGGCUGGGGACUCUGUGCUGCUGCGGUGCCUCUUCCUAGACCCCGACAGCAAGGGAUGGACCCUGCACAAAGUGGACUGGCUGCACAAGGCAGGAGCUGGCACUCAGGAGGAGAUGGUGUUUUAUUACUACAGCAACUACGGCGUCCCCGUGGGCCGCUUCAAGAACCGGGUGCAGUGGCAGGGGAACAUGUCCCGCUGGGACGGCUCCAUCCGGCUGCAGGACGCGCGUGUCAACGACAGCGGCAUCUACGAGUGCGAGCUCCGGCUGCUCCAGAACAGCAGCGUCUUCCGCAGCCGGACGGUGCUGCACGUCAGCCCCGCGGUACUCAGAGGAGGAGGAGCAGCAGACGCCGAGGAUGCGGCGCCCCCGAGAGACUCUGGGUUCUGGCCGGCCGUGGUGGGCUGUGGCUGCGUGGCCGUGGUGGUGGCGUUCCUGGCCGGGCUCUGCGUGAGGAAGAGGUUUGCAACCAACACGGCCCUGGAGAGGAUGGGGAAGAGCAGCAGCAACAACAAAGCAGAGGAAGCAAUUUACUCCUCAAUCCCUGGAGCUGAGGUACCCAAGGCUGAGCAGGAAGCAAAGAAGAAAAGGAGAGCUGAGGACACGUACAUAACCAUGCACCCCUCUCACUGCCGGGACAACGGCGUCUACGUGCAGCUGGCCAAGAGGGCGAUCCCGUCGGAAUGGAUGGCAGAGGGGACACAGGGGGAUGGGCAGAGCAAGGAACCCCACAGCAGGCCACAGGAGGCACUUCCCUGGGCUCCAGAGCGGGAGAAAUAGCUGUGCUGUGGGAUGGCAGCCCCUUGUCCAGGAGUGUCCAAGACAGCUUCGUCCGUCUGAGGACUGAGAACUGGUGACACGUCACUGUGUGCUCCGUGCCAGGGCACUGCUGCGGCACAGCCCAGCCCAGCUGUCUGCAGGGAACCAGGGGACACCUGGGCCUUGCCCCCUGGUCUCUGGAGAGGGGCACAGUGGGCACAGCCUCACGCUCCAGCUUUGAUCCUGGCACAGGAUAAGGAUCUCCAGGGGGGAGAUGCAGCAGGAGCCGUCACGUUAUUUUUCUGUAGAUAAUAAAACUCAGGGAGUCUUCCCUGACCCUAUCUUCGUUUUA
This is a messenger RNA of Corvus hawaiiensis (hawaiian crow), 1651 nucleotides long. Its product is annotated as junctional adhesion molecule-like. NCBI's taxonomy places the organism in Eukaryota, Metazoa, Chordata, Aves, Passeriformes, Corvidae. Gene Ontology annotation, cellular component: membrane. The coding region runs from base 454 to 1320 and encodes 288 amino acids. The record is from RefSeq and is a predicted model, not a curated record. The transcript has 8 exons.